Molecule: messenger RNA, 447 nt
Organism: Rhizophagus irregularis DAOM 181602=DAOM 197198
Lineage: Eukaryota; Fungi; Glomeromycota; Glomeromycetes; Glomerales; Glomeraceae
Source: RefSeq, a predicted model, not a curated record
AUGAAUACCGCUCAUCCAAUUUUAUCAGUAAAUGAUUUUUUAAAACAAACAGAUUAUAACAAUAUUCAACAACUUAAUAGUCCAGAAAUACUUGCCGUUCACGACUUUCCUAUUUUACAAAAUUUUAAAUUUUUUACUGGAAAAGAUUUAUUAAAGUUAAACGUCCAAUCUGAAGGAAGUCGACUAAAUGUAUUUGACGAAUCCAUAAUAAGGGAAGCACUGAACCGCCUUUGGCUCGAUCCUAUUUUAAAAGCAAAUUUUUCAGCUUUAGCCGAAGAAAUAAAUAAUGCUAAUAUAAAUAAAAAAAGGUUUAAUGAUGAAAACUUAAGUAAGAUCACUCAGUUAGGGCCACAAAAGGCCCGUACUUCGUUCGAGGAUGAUAUGUUUAACGGUGUUAAUAAUAGUCAUUAUAAUAAUGACAAAAUUCAAUUUGGACAUUUGUAUUAA